GUCUAAAUGUGUUCGAUAGCGAUGCCGGCCGAAUUAAUUCUACACAGCCCUCCGGUGUACAGCUCCCUGUUGUACGGCCCCUAUAUGGUCACGGCACCCACGAUCACCAGCCGAUCGGUGCCGCCUAGAAUCAGGCCGUGUCUCUCUACGGGAUCCUUGUCACUGGACUCGCUGCGGAACAACGAUGGCAAACAGAAGAAACGGGUGGUGUUCGCCGAUGAUCGCGGGCGCCCUCUCACACAGGUUCGCGUUAUGUCGGAACCGAGCAACGUACCACCACUGUGGAGCACGGCCUACGUGGCGGGCUUGACCGGAGGUCUGCUCGGCAUAUCGAAGGAUCAAAGUCAGGAAGCGACGCAGGAUAACACGCCGCCGUGGCAAGUGACCUUUCCGCAGCCGGCGAGCGACUAUCUCGCCUUCCGGCGUAAGCUCGAUCAGGACAACGUCAGUCUGGAGAACGUAAUUGUGCGCGAGUCCGAGCAGUGUCUGGUGGGCACGGUGAAGGUGCGAAAUCUGGCCUUCGACAAGGAGAUCGUGGUGAGGGCCAGCAGCGACAACUGGUCCACCCACGAGGACGUGCACUGCACGUACGUGGCGCAACCGGGAUCGCCGGGUUCCCUCAUCCUGUACGACACCUUCCGUUUCCGGCUCACCUUGCCGGUGGCGUCGGACGUCAUCGAGUUCUGCGUGAGAUAUCGCACCGAAGGCAAGGAGUCGUGGGACAACAACGAGGGCAAAAACUAUCUGAUUCGCAAAAAACAAGAGCCCCGACCGGCCGUACGAUAUGACAACAUCCAGACAGCGAAAUGCAACGGGCUCUCCAACGGCAACGAGACGAGGGACAGCAUGCCGCAGAACGCGGAUGCCACCAGAUUGAACAUGCGUACCUGGAGCGAGUUCGCGUCCUGGCAGCAUCUGGCCAACGACGCGCCUUACUGGUGAAUCAACCAGUGAGGAGGUCAUGUUCCCUCGUCUCGAUAUCGAAAUCAUGUACGAAGCUGUACAAACUUCUCCAGUUUUCUCACCUCGGCGACUCCGCCGAGACGAAGAUCACGCGGGAUCACGAGUCGUCAGGGAACGUAGAAACGGAGGGAGGAAUAAACGCGAGGACGUGAAGAGAGAAGCUGUGCGACGAUCCGAAUUGAGAACGAGGAAACAAGAAGCGCGCGUGCGGGAGAAAAACAAUCGGAGGGUGAUAGCGCGGACGGCGAAGCUGGACGACGUCGAGCGUCGGAUAACGCAAUCUGCACGGUUUCAGCAUCCGCGACAUCGUACAACCGGUUACCGGUUUAUCGAGAACAUCCAGGGUCUGAUGCCUCCAGCUGUAACGCCAUGCAGUAGCCCCGCUCGCCAGCGCGAACAUCAUCGCCGCACGUUAUCUUCUCGAACGUCCUCUUCUUCCUCCUCCGCUUCCUCAUUCCUGAGACUUUUGGCCUGCCUGCGGACAUAAAGAGUCCGCCGGGAUUGAGCUUUCAUCCUCGAUCCAAAUCUCGCUGGUCUCGUCAUAUCGGCCAAUGUUAUAGUUCUGUAAGCUUUAUCCAUUUCUUCCUUUGUACGCUUCUUCCUCUGUUUUCUUCUUUUUCUUUCUCUCUCUAUCUUCCAUUUCUUCCUCUCCGACACUCUCAAAACGAUCCUUUCUGCGAAGCACAGAUUGUCGACCGAGCGUGUCAAUUAUUUUUUACGAGCAUAACGGGGAAGACAGGAGACGCGCAUGGGUCUCGUGAGGUCUCAGUGUAUUUAGCUAAUAGUUGUGAGAUUAUUGCGUGAAAUUGCAUCGCGAUGUGCCUUAGGGUGCCUUAAAGAAUUAUAAAGAUUUGUCUCGUAGUGCCCAGUGGGUACAUCUCGCCGCUCAGGCAACGUAAAACGUGAUCUUUACGAGCGUAUAUUUACACGUCUUUUGUGCCUAUUAUUGCGUUAUUUGGGCAACGCUAUCAUCGUCACCGAGUUGUUGAAAAGUUAUGUCAUUGAUUAAUAACUGCGAGAAAUAUUUACGGUAGAAGGCUGGUAGUACCGUUCGUAGUCGAAUCGGUGUAAACGUUAUCAGCGGAAAACGAUGAAAUGAUAACUGUUAACGGCAGGUUUAUAUUCUAACCGGUGCUAUAUUCGUGCCGUUUCCUUUAUAGUUCCUUCUUCGGCGCGUGCCGCGAUUAAAAGAAAAAAAAAUAGCUUCGCACGAAAUUUCGGCGGUCACUGCCGCGUUGUUAGAACAUCCGAAUCGAGAAAAUAAACGAUACUAGAUACAUAUCUUGUGAAAUGUUAAACUACUAAUCUAAAGUGCAACUACAUAUCUGUACUUUAUUGCCUUUGGCUUUCACUUCUCAAAGAUUUUUAUUUAACGAAGAUUUAUAUCUUAUAUAUAUGUAUAUACAGAGUUAGGCGUAUACGCGAUAUAUGUAUGUACACACGCAAUUUUGCGAACCACUUGCUUGCUUGAAUCGACACGUUUAAGCGAGUAGGACUUAAAAAUAAAUAGAACAAACGAAUGAAGCGCGAUAAGAGCGAAAGAGCUGAUCGGCGAGCAGCUCGAUUACGUUACGAAUGGACGCUGAAACAGCAUUUACUAUCGAUUCGUGAAUACCUACAAAAAAAAGGAACGUAUGAGAAAUAUGUCUACGAGUUCAAUUAUCAUAUGUUUGAUAUUUUUCUCUGAUGUGAAUGUAAAGAAUGAAGGCUUGAGCAGAGUGUUUUGAUUGUUAAAACAUUCAUCAGUCUUGUUCAGGUAUUCACGAAUUAGUGAUAAGUGCUAUUGCAACGACUCGCACACGAAAUAGCAACGGCGGAGUGAAGUAUGAAUGCUUGCAAAGGCACGAAUCUUUCAGACGUGAUACUUUCUGGCGCCAAGCCUCUCUUGCAGAACCAAUUCUUAUCUCGUAUCUGGUAGGCCAUUCUACGUAUGGAGUGCCGAGGGUCGUUUCUUUGAAGUCACUUCUGACUCUCUUCCAUCACGUUCAAAGCGCUGCCACUUCUAUGCGCCUGUGCUCCUUCAAGCCUCUCGUUUGAAAUGAAAUGCAUGUCUCUCUAGCUAGAAGUGUGGCUGGCGCGCACGGAAAUACAAUGCCACCCGCGUUGUUAAACGAAAGCAACAUUCGAAUGCUCGGCGGUCUGAGUUUUGCUUUCAGGUAAUGAGAGGGCAACCGGAGGCGGCAGUGCUUUCGCGGUGAAUGAGAGAGUGCUUUGAGUCGCAGAAUUGCUGGAAAGAAAAUGUCGGCAUGACUGCGAGAGACGGCACGACUCCAUCCGGUGAUUUGCAGACGCCACUCUACGCGUUCUGCAUCGGGCUUUGAUAGCAACAUCGUAAAUGGAACUGCUUUCUCUGCUCGUAGGGAUUCUUUGCAGUUCUAUUCUUUAAAGUGGAUAACGAUUGAUAUUCCACUUUCGCGUUACGCUUUCUCAGCGAGAUAGUUUUUAAUCUUUCGAUGAACGAACUCAUAUAUUAUUUCCACUACUUCUCUUUCCUAUUAUUCUCUUUGAUUUCCCUUUCGUUCUUCUUUCUUCUUUUUGCACUUCGAUGUAGCUAUCUAGAAUUAAAAUAAGCUUGCAAAUAGAUGUGCCGGAAAUACGUGGGGAUGAUUGAUAGUUCUGUCGUGAAGAAGCCAGUUUAUGCACCGGUACUGCUGCUCCAGAUCGAGUUCGUGUCCAUUCAUCGAAUAUCAGUCGCUAAUCAAUAUAACGAGACCUUUGCGUUUGCGUGUGUAUGUACAUUUACAUGUAAUUUCCUUUCGAGAGCCGUAAGACUGAUAAUUUAAAUCACGUACAUAAUGUAAAUAUAAUAUACGUACACAUAUUAAGGAUUUUAAUUGCAUCUCGAUGGAAGUUUUAAGCAUCUCUUAUCUUUAUCUUACUGGACGAUUACCGAGAUAUUUCUUCUAAUAAGCAGAUCACGUCUCUGUAGACUUUUUUAUCGCGUUACAAGUCCUCGUUCUCUUUUCUGUAUUCCUACUUGCCAUUAAUAUAUUUAAUAAUUUUAUGUGUAUAUCUCUCCCAUUAUAUACUGGACAUACUAUAACACUUGUUAAAGUUAAUGUUAUGGCGCGCCUUACGUUGUUUAUUACCUUCUUUUAUCCGACAGUGUGGGUUGAAUAUUAUUCUAUUUUUACAGAGCGUAUAUUAGUCAUUACAUAUUGUAUACAUUUUAUCAUUGUUGGUUGUUAUUAAUUACGAUAUACUCCUUGUGUAAAAAUACAUAAGUUGCAGAUGUUCAUUACACUGAAUCGUACGUAUAUACAUACAUUUGGGUACCGCAUUGUAAAUACCAAUGAAUAAUUAUCUCUUUUGCAAUAAAAUAAGUUACAGUAAUAA
Molecule: messenger RNA, 4299 nt
Organism: Temnothorax curvispinosus
Lineage: Eukaryota; Metazoa; Arthropoda; Insecta; Hymenoptera; Formicidae
Gene: Gbs-70E
Product: protein phosphatase 1 regulatory subunit 3C
Exons: 4
Coding region: 7-942 (311 amino acids)
Biological process (GO): regulation of glycogen biosynthetic process
Cellular component (GO): protein phosphatase type 1 complex
Molecular function (GO): glycogen binding; protein phosphatase 1 binding
Source: RefSeq, a predicted model, not a curated record